AUGGCGAACCGGUACGGCGCGACAUCACGCAAUGGCAAUGGCAACGGUUAUGGCGGCCUCGGGAGGUCGAACGAAGACUACGACCCCUACGGCGAUGGGUACGACAACGACCGCUAUGGUACGCCACCCCAAUCUAGCUCGAGAGCUCCUCCUCCCCAGCCCCAACAGUCGCAACCACCUGCCGUCCGUACCAUGCCAUCGCGCCAGCGCAUGCGAUCCGAAACGAACGCUGAGCAGCAAAUCACACAGGUUCUCGAGCACAUCAAGCUGGAGUGGCCUGCCAUGUACGAAAGUGACUGCGUACCUGUUCAGCUUGCCCUGCAGCUCCUCGACAACAGCUCCGUUGGCAGAGCCCACGAAUACCGUAAAUUCCAGGAUACGCACAAGUAUCUGCAAGAGUCUCUCAAGAACAUCGUCCACGAGCAUCACCAGGGGUUCAAUAGCUCUAUUGGUACCUUCCACAAGAUCCAAAGCAGCAUACACACUUCGCAAAAGCGUGUUCGAACACUGAAAGAAUCACUCGCUAGCUCAAAGACGAGCUUGUGCACGACGGACCCGGAGCUCAAGAAGCUUUCCAAAGCGUCGCAGGUGUACGACGAGCAGCUACAAGUCCUGAAUGAGCUCGACGAUCUCCGCGCCGUGCCCGAUCAGCUGGAGGCUCGCAUAUCUGAAAAGAGGUUCAUCACCGCUGUUGAAGUGUUACAAAAUGCUCUGCGUAAACUCAGGAAACCUGAGCUGGACGGUAUCGGUGCUCUCAGUGAGCUGCGGAGCUACUUGUCGAACCAAGAAUCAGCCCUCAUGGAUAUCCUUGUGGAAGAGCUGCACGAGCAUCUGUACCUCAAGUCGCCCUACUGCCAGGACAGAUGGCAGCACUUGUCCAAAACGCAGCGUUCCUCAAAUGAGGGCUACGAUGAUGGGAACGCCAUCACCCCCUUCUACAAUGUGCUUGACGCCAUGGACCCCGAUAAGUCGGUGACAGAAGACCCCAUGAAGAAUCCCGAGGCAGACACAUUUUAUUACGUCGGCCUCCUGGUGGAGGCACUCAACAAGCUUGGGAGACUACAAAACGCCGUUGAGACGCUGCAGCAGCGCCUUCCUGUCGAGCUCUUUGGCGUUGUCAACGAGACCAUCAACGAAGUCGAUCAACGGCACCCCAGCUCAUUACGCGGUGGUACAGCCAAGGCCGACGGUCUCCACGUCUACAGUGCCCGAGAAACACGGAUGCGCGCGGAUGUUAUAUACGAUCUACUCUGGACCUUGUACGGCAAGUUUGAAGCCAUCAGUGAAGGCCACCGGGUGUUCCACGAAUCGAUCAAGGCAUUGAUUCGCCGAGAAGGCGCCGGCAACAACAUUGCACUCCUUGGCAGCUUCAAAGAGCUCUGGAAUCUCUAUCAGAAUGAGAUUCGCUCGCUGCUCCACAAUUAUGUCACUACAGACGCUGAUGUCUAUCAAUUCGACUCUCCUUCCUCCAGUGCCAUGAACGGGAGGAAGGACGGGUCUCGUGAACACUUAUUCAAGUUUAAUGAGUUGGACGCCAAGUCGACAGACAUGGUCACUGAGUAUGACGCUCUUGAGAACAUCAUCCAAGCAACAGUACCCGGCCUGACAAGCAGCUCGCGAAAGGCCGAAAUCAACAAGAAAAAUCGUCUUGCUGUGGAUGAGAGCUCGAAGCGCGGUGGGACGGCGAUGAGUGGGAGUCAGCAACCAAGCGGGACACACAAAUCCCUGGUAGAGUCAAGUGUAUUCAACAUGAGCCUGCUGCUUCCCCCGACGCUCAUCUUUCUGCAACGACUCAGGGGGAUCGUUCCGCCCGGCUCUGAUCUGGCUACCAGCACUCUCACCACAUUCCUGGACAAUUUUCUUGUCAAUGUGUUCCAACCGCAGUUGGACGAGACCCUCGGAAAACUUAGUGAUGCCGUUUUCGGGGAAGCCGAUGCUUUUGCUCAAAACCCUCAUUGGCACAAGGUGGCGCGAAAGCCAAUCUUCAAAGGCACGACGGCGUUUUUUGAAGUGGUGACCGCUUUCUGCCGUAUGCUCGGAACCAUCCCUCCCGACCAAGCUCUCAGCGCCUUGAUUGUGACUCAAAUGAUGCGAUACUAUGAUCGUUGCUUCAGCUGGUUCAAAUCACUCGUCACCAAGACCCAGGAACAGUCCGUAGACAACGGUAACCUCCGAGCAGCUGCUCGAGCAGCUGUUGACUCUGGCGAGCUACACGAGGUGAUGCAACGGAUGUGGGCUGCAGAAGCAUGGGACAAAGCGUUAGCAGACCAGGAAAUCCAUCUUUUGAUCGAGCAAGCCAACGAGACAAAGCUGCAGAUGAACGACAUCAUCCAGGAUCGCGAAACCAUCACCUCGCUGUGCCUGUUGUAUACCAGCAUGAAAUGGCUAGCCAGCAAGAUCUCUAGCCUGCGUCACAUCACCGCUCAUGAGACCGAUUCAUCAAGACACAAUCUACCCCGCGAUGCAAACCGAAGAUGGACUUUACUCAACGACCCUGAUAGGGCUACGGCGGAUCAGGGGCCCGUACAGCUACCCCUGACCCCGGAGACUGUCCAGGCAUUUGACAGCAUCGUGUCGUCAUUUGAAGAGCUCGCGGGAACUGCACUCCUGACACUGCACAUGGAAAUUCGAUGCAAGAUCGUCCAUUCCCUCCACAUCGCCUUGUCGCCAGAUGUCGCGCCGUACCUCCUUGAUCAAGAAGUCAACGAGCCAGAUCCGCACAUUCUGAGUCUGAACUCGGAGCUUAUACUUUUCGACGAAACUGUUGCAAGAUAUUUGCGAGAGAGAGAGACGGGGUUUAUCCGUACUGGUCUGGGACGGCUGGUCAACUGCUAUCUCGUUAACAACGCAUGGAUGACCUCGCCCAUGAAUGCGAACGGUUCGGGACGCAUGCAGCUUAAUAUUCUUGUGCUGCAACAAAACCUCAAAAACAUAGAGCAGGGUGUCGAUCUCGCCCGCGCGGCAAACUACUAUGCGCUCUUCGAUAAGGGUGUCGACGACAUCAUUGAGGAAGCAAGACAAAGCAAGGAGCGCCAACAAGCCGGAGGUGAUCCUAACGACCCCAACAACUUCUCGUACAACGAGUUGAAGGCUCUCAUCGAGCUUUGCUUCAGCGAACAGAUGGCGAAUCCGGAAAGAGGCAUUGCCAGCGCAGGUAGACGCGCCAUGGACGAGAAGCUCCAGCAGCUAAGUGAGCAUGUGUGGGAUGCUUGA
Emericellopsis cladophorae is the source of this 3213-nucleotide messenger RNA. Its product is annotated as exocyst complex component-like protein. The transcript has 2 exons. Gene Ontology annotation, biological process: Golgi to plasma membrane transport; exocytosis. NCBI's taxonomy places the organism in Eukaryota, Fungi, Ascomycota, Sordariomycetes, Hypocreales, Bionectriaceae. Gene Ontology annotation, cellular component: exocyst. The record is from RefSeq and is a predicted model, not a curated record. The coding region runs from base 1 to 3213 and encodes 1070 amino acids.